GAAAAAUAAAUUUUUGAAUAUCGAUUGAAAUGAAUCAUCCCUUUUGUCAUUUAUCAAAAAAAAAAUAUCCAAAAAAUAAUAAAGGGGUUUGAACUCAUGUCCAACACACCUCACUCAUGAGUACAAACUCUUCUCAAUGAAGGAAAACGAGAAGAUUGAGGAAAUGUUUGAGAGGUUCUCUAACAUCAUCAAUCCUCUCAAUCUUCUCGGGAAAACAUACACCGACCGAGAACUCGUGAGAAGGGUGUUACGAAGCUUAUCCCCAAAAUGGAGUUCAAAGGUGGAUGCAAUCAAAGAAGGUCGUGACUUCCAAACAACGACCUAUGAUGCUCUUCGAGGUAAACUUAUUACCUACGAAACCACCCAACUCUCAAAGGUGGUUGAAGAGAGGAACAAGAGGUCUAUUGCUCUACCCGCAAAAACAUCAACCCACAACAACGUUGAUGAUGAAGAUGAUGACAGCGACGACACCAACCUCGGACUCUUUGUCCGAAAAUUCAAGAAGAUGAUGCUCAAGAAGGGAGCCAAGAAAAACACUCCACCCAAGUGCUAUGGGUGUGGUGAAAUUGGGAACAUCAAACCAAUGUGUCCGAAGCUCAAGAACGAGAAGGACAAGAGGGCACCGAAGAAGCAACGUGCCUACAUUUCUUGGGAGAACGAUGGCUCCGGGAGUGAAGACUCGGAAAUGGAGGAAGUGGCCAACUUGUGUCUCAUGGCCAUUGAGGAUGGUGAAACAUCAAAAGAGGUCACAUUGCACCCGUGUGCUUCACCAAAAUUAGGCAUUUCCAACUGAAAGGUAACCACUGUUGGGAGGGCAACGGAAAUACAAAAAUUUAAGCUCCCAAUAGUGAUUACUAGCCCAAGAAUACGUACUAAAACUAUAGCUAGAGAUAAAAACUUAUACCUUCACCGAUAAAGCGGUAUGAAUGAGAAGUCGAGCAAAAGAUGUUGAAGGAGCAAACGUAGCCGUUCAAGCGUCCGGCCUCCAACUUUGACACACGAACAAUCUCCGGAGUCUACUAUAAUCUUUAUGCUAGUAAAGAUUAUAAUAGUAU
This is a messenger RNA of Cuscuta campestris, 1055 nucleotides long. The record is from the annotation of a GenBank genome assembly. Lineage: Eukaryota; Viridiplantae; Streptophyta; Magnoliopsida; Solanales; Convolvulaceae.